Suillus plorans is the source of this 620-nucleotide messenger RNA. RefSeq lists its product as uncharacterized. Gene Ontology annotation, molecular function: protein binding. Lineage: Eukaryota; Fungi; Basidiomycota; Agaricomycetes; Boletales; Suillaceae. The coding region runs from base 55 to 378 and encodes 107 amino acids. The transcript is spliced from 3 exons. The record is from RefSeq and is a predicted model, not a curated record.
GAACCAGUGGUUGACCGAAGUUGUGAUAACCGAUAGUAGGACGGGCACUCAAACAUGCCAAUGUCAUAUGUUUUCUGCGUCGCAAUUUCUCCCAGUGGAGAACUGCUCGCAAGUGGAGAUUCUGAUGGGAACCUUCAGCUCUGGUCCAUCGAGAGCAUACUUUCCACAGCAUUCGAGACGGGUCCUUUAUACUUUGCGCAUCGCAGUAAGGUGAAGUUGGGCCAAAGGCUCUAUGCGGAGGCCCUUUCAGACGCGGAAAAGGUCAUCGAGCUCGAUCCUUCGUCUCAUCUCGGAUACGACUUGAAGUAUACAGUGCUUCAUGGAGCACAACGCUAUGAUGAUGCAUUCGAGGUCUUUACAUUCAUGCUCUCCAAGUAAUAUUAUGCACCCAACCCACGAAUACGACAGCUACGCCAGCAAUAUGUCAGUCUAUCUGAAGUAGAAGAUGCUAUUCGACGAGCCAUUCACGCCCAACUGGAAAAUACUCCACUUCGUCUAAUCAACACCGUCACUGGGCAUAUAUGUAAUCGAAAUGCACAGAUCAACGUUGUCACGGAGAGUAUGGAGUACAAAGAGCUUUUGCAUUCAUUAGUGACGCAUGCACCCCUCCAAACGGAACU